AAUUAUUAAUUAUAACUAUUAUAUUAUAUUUUUAAUAUUUAAAUUUGUAAUAAAUAUUUUGAAAAUGGGUGAUGAAAAUUCUACAAGUUCUGAUAAGUCAAAUGCAGUUAAACCAAAAUUUUUGCAUAAUCUAGUAGAAUUCUAUGUACCUUUAACUGGAGUUAUUUCGUAUACUACACUUUCUGUAAAUAUUAUGAAUCCUAAUCUUAGAAUAUUUGCAGACAAGGAUAUUUCAAAUUUUUUAUUAUUAAAUUCAUUAUUUGGAACAGGCACAUAUAUUUUUACUAGAGAACAUAUUAAGAAAGCUCCAUCGAAUUAUAGAUUUUUUUAUAGUGUUGCAGGUGCUCUCCUGCUUAGUUUCGGAUCAGUUUUAAUAUGGUCAGUCUUACGAUCUGUAAUACCAUCAAAUUCAACACUUUUUACUAUUACAGGAAUAGGUAGUAGCCUAUCGUUUAUUACUAUUGGACAGAAAUAUUUAACACAUGUUGAUAAAUUAACAAAAGAUAAAAAAAAAUAACUACAUGUACUAAGUAAAUAUAUAUA
Ceratosolen solmsi marchali is the source of this 543-nucleotide messenger RNA. RefSeq lists its product as uncharacterized. The transcript is spliced from 3 exons. The record is from RefSeq and is a predicted model, not a curated record. Lineage: Eukaryota; Metazoa; Arthropoda; Insecta; Hymenoptera; Agaonidae. Bases 65 to 517 code for a protein of 150 amino acids.